AAUGACUUUGUACAGUAGGUGAGUGAGUGUGUGGGGCUUUGAUAGGAGGAGUCAUUUGCUGACACCAUUAAAGAGGUAAAUCCCAUUCUGAGAGACACAGCUGGAUCUGCACUUUAUCACUUCAUCACAUCAUCAUCUGUCUCAGUAGUUUCUCACCAGUCGUGGAUCAUUGCAUGUAUUGUCGAUCGACUGCAGGACAAUGGCCUUAGUGUCUCAGAUUUUGAGUCAGCUCACACUGAGUUAUGGAGGGGAGAAAGAACCUAAAUGUCCUACACUACUGCCAGUUUUCGAUUUUAAUCCAGAAAUGGAUGCGGCCAGAAUAGAAACUGCCAUUAAAACCAAAGGUGUGGAUGAGCAGACAAUCAUUGAUAUUCUAACAAGACGCAGUUACUUACAAAGGACUGAAAUUGCGUUUGUGUAUGAGAAAAAAGUAAAGAAGGAUUUACUAAGUGCCCUGAAGGGGGCGCUUUCUGGUUCUCUGGAGAAUUUGAUUCUGGGGUUGAUGAAGAGCACACCACAGUUUGAUGCCUCUGAACUAAAAGUUUCAGUGAAGGGGUUAGGCACUGAUGAGGAGAGUCUUAUUGAAAUUCUGUGCUCUCGCAAUUCUGAGGAGCUGGUGGAGAUCAAGAAGGUUUAUAAAGAAAUGUUUAAAAAGGAUUUGGAUAAGGAUGUAGCUGGAGACACAUCUGGAGAUUUUGCUAAAUUGCUGUUGGCCCUUGUACAGGGCAAAAGGGAUGAGCCAACUAGUGUGGUGGACUAUGAAAAGAUCGACAAUGAUGCAAGAGCUCUUUAUGAUGCUGGAGUCAAGAGAAAAGGAACUGAUGUAACCACCUGGAUAUCAAUAUUCUGUGAGAGGAGUGUCCCACACUUGCAAAAAGUGUUUGAAAGGUACAAGAGAUACAGUCCAUAUGACAUAAAGGACAGCAUUCGGAAAGAAGUGAAGGGGGAUCUGGAGAAAUCCUUCCUCACACUAGUUGAGUGUUUGGAAAACAAGCAUCUUUAUUUUGCCAGCAGACUCAAUGAUGCCAUGAAGGGUAAAAGUGUUAAAGACAAAGUAGUGACCCGCAUCAUGGUCUCUCGUUGUGAGAUUGAUCUCAUGAAAGUCCGCGCUGAGUUCAGGAGGAACUUUGGCAAAUCUCUGCACCAGACAAUUUCUGAACAAACUAAAGGUGAUUACCAGAGAGCUCUUCUGAAUCUCUGUGGAGGAGAUGAUUAAAUUAAUUUGAUCUUAACCCGUGAAUGUCCUGAGAUUCAAAAAACAUUACUAUUACUGUUACUAUUACUACUAGAAAUGCAGUACAUGUACUAAUACUAUAUAACUGAAGAUAGACAGAUAUCUUUUAAACUGGUCAUAUUUUUCUCAGAUAAAAAAGUCAGAAUAAAGAAUUGUAAAAUAA
Molecule: messenger RNA, 1397 nt
Organism: Misgurnus anguillicaudatus (oriental weatherfish)
Lineage: Eukaryota; Metazoa; Chordata; Actinopteri; Cypriniformes; Cobitidae
Gene: anxa2b
Product: annexin A2b
Cellular component (GO): nucleus; plasma membrane; cytoplasm
Molecular function (GO): calcium-dependent phospholipid binding; phosphatidylserine binding; calcium ion binding
Source: RefSeq, a predicted model, not a curated record